UUUACGAAAAAGCCAAAACCCGCUAGCUAGUACUAGUGCUAGCUAGGUCGUCGGUUCACCCCGCCCCAACGAUCAUAGCGCCUCGCUCGCUGUCGUGUUCGUUCACCGGCUGCUUGCUUGGCUGGCUUUGCUGACUUCUUCACUGCUUGACACACAAGUUUACAACCUCAUCCUAAAUGACGGCAUUGCAAUAUCGUUUUUUAAUCGCGAGUUUCUCGUAAUCCACUGCAUCAACAUGAUGAAUCGUCACUGAUCCACUUUGUACUCUGGGCCAUGGGCACACAGAAGCCGGAACAAUGGGCGAUUGCGCUGAUUAACCGUUUUGAGGCCCAGCUACCAUGUCAAGCUGAGCCUCAAACAACAAACUCACGUCUGAACGAACAAGAAAAUCGAAAGUAUUUAAUACAAAUUUCUCGUCAUCGUUUCUCUCUUGUGAUAUCCAAUCUCACAAAAAUUCUUCAACGUGUCAAUGACAUGUUAACUGGAGGUCAACGAUCAUUUCACAAUACUGACCAGGAACGUAAUUGCUAUGAGUCAAUCAUCAUUGUUCUAGACACACUUGAACAGUGUUUGUCAAACCAACCAAGAGAUAAUUCCAGUAAAGAUGAAACGAUGAACGUUAAACUUCUACUUCGACCAAUUUGUCAAUUUAUUAAUAUAUCCAAUGACAGUUCUUACCACGUGCACAUAAAAAAUCUCGCCAGCAAAGUACUUUUUGCUUUAAGUCUCAACUUCUACACGGCUGUUUUUAACAGAAUAUCAGAUCAUCUUCAAGAGCUGACAGUUUGUAAUGAAGAGAAUCCAGAUUGUAGUGAUAUUGAAUUAAUUCAACAUAUCAACAUUGACGUUGAUCGGCUUAUUCAAAUUUUAAAUGAAAUAAUUCAAAAGUUUAAACUGCUCAAAAAAUCAUCUCACACAGUUUUAAUGAAUGCGUUAGAACGUGCAAUUUGGAAUUGGAUGGAUACUUAUCCUCAUGAAUUUGCUGAAGUACAACGAAAGCAAAAUGAUAAUUUGCGAGAAACCAAUGAAACAGCAGAAGCUGUAAAAAAAUAUAAUGAUAACUUAGCAAAAGCUUGUGGUGAAUUGUUCGAUGUUUUGGAUAUGUAUGCUGAAAAUAAGAAAGGUAAAAAUGUAUCAGGAUGGCCUUUACAAAUAAUGUUACUUAUUUUAACACCAAAAGUUUUAGAAGAAAUAGUUAAUACAAAAAUAGGUGUACCAUGUUCUCCAAAACAUUCUAAAAAAAAACAAUUUCUUGAUGGAAUUAAACGAGCUUUAGGAUCACAUGGAGGAUCAAGUAGAUAUAUCACAGAAGCUGCCGCGAUCACCUGUGUUAAACUUUGUAAAGCUGCUACAUAUAUAAAUAAUCAAGAAUCAAACAAUGUGAUAUUUACACUUGUUCAACAAAUUAUUGGAGAUUUAACGGUACUACUUUUCAAUACCUGCAAACCUUUUUCACGUGGACAAAGCACAAUAAAUCAAGACAUUGAUUUAAUGAUUGAUUGUUUUAUUAGUUGCUUUAGACUUAGACAUCAUAGUGAUGAAGUUAUUAAAAGUUGUCUUAAUUUAAGUGCUCCAGCUACUUACCAAUUUGUUCUCAUCAGUUCUUUAUAUCGAAUUGCAACUCAACCAAGAUUAGCAUGGUGGCCUCAGAUUGACUUAGUUUAUCCUCAAAGUGUUGAAUUGAAAAAUUUAUUUAUUGAUACUUUAAAUAAAGUUACACCAAAUUAUAUAUACCCGACGCCUUUAAAAAUGAUUCAAAGUUUAACGUUAAAAGGGAAGGAACAAGGAAAAUACAAAGAUAGAGGAGAAGACAUAACAAGUCAUAAAAAUCUUCUAUUGUGGAUAGUAAAAUUAAUUCAUACUGAUUCAAUGUUAAUGCUUUAUAAUCAAGGUAAAUACGGUCAUGAAAUACAGAGCUCAACACUUGAGUUAAUCAACGGUCUAGUUUCUCUUGUUCAUCAACCAACAAUGCCUGACAUUGCCAAUGAAGCUAUGGAAGCUCUUCUAGUCCUUCAUUAUCCUGAUAAAAUAAAAGCCUGGAAUCCAGAAUCUCCAAUUAAAACUUUUUGGCUUAUUAGUUCUCAAGUUUUGUUUUCAAUUUCUCAAAAACUUAUCCAACACCAAAUUGUUAAUUGUACUGAUAUUCUUAAGUGGUUAAGAGAAAUUCUAGUAAGAAGAAAUGAAUUUUUAUCUCAAAAUAAGGAUUAUGCAAAUGAUGGAAGUCAAAUACAAAUUUGUAAUCAAGCUCAUAUCGAAUUAGAAGUUGUUUUUUUUAUGUAUCUGUGGAGUAUUGAUAUGGAAGCAGUCCUAGUUGCUCUUUCAUGUUUCUCGUUACUUUGUGAAGAAGCAGAUAUUAGAUGUGGAAGUGAUGAAGUUGCUGUUACUUCUCUUUUACCUAAUUAUCAUCUUUAUAUUGAGUUGGCUCAAACUUCUACUGCAUUAACGACCGCUAGCGGGGAUAGUAGGAUAUCAGGUUAUCAUGAAUAUAGCCAUGGACGAACUGCUCUACAGAAGCGAAUAAUGGCUCUUUUGAGAAAAAUUGAACAUUGUGCCAGUGGUGUUCAGUCAGCUUGGAAAGAGACUUAUAGAAAUUGGGAAUCAACAAUAAAAUUUGGAAAUUCAAAGAAUAAAGCAGAAGAUGGUCAAGUAGAAUCUUUCCAUAGAACUGUAGGAAAACGUCGAGCUUCUAAUCAAAAUUCAGAGCAUGAAUUAGAAGAGCAAAUAAAUGAAUGGGCCAAUAUGACAGGAUUUCUGUGUGCUCUUGGUGGUGUAUGUCUUCAAAAAAAAUCUCCAAGUAAACCCAUAUCAACAGGGAUGAUUCCCAGUUUAGAUUUAAAAAAAAAUUCUAUAAAACAACAAUUGGAUGCCUCAUGUUUAAUUAAUUCAAGUCAAGAUGCUCAAUAUUGUCUAGUUACUCAAUUUAUUUUAAAUCUUUUACGAUUAUUAUUUUUUAAUCAUGAAAAAUUUGGAGCACAGAUUCAAAAACAUGUCAAAGAACUUGUAGGCCAAGAAAUGAGUCCAGCACUGUAUCCAAUUUUAUUUGAUCAAAUUAAAUGCAUAGUCGAUAAGUUUUUUGAUCAAUCCGGACGAGUAUUAGUCAUAGAUGCAAACACUCAAUUUAUAGAGCAUACUAUUUUUAUAAUGAAAAAUGUUUUGGAGUCUAAAUCAGAUCAACCAUCCGAGUAUUUGGGAAUGACCAGUAUUGAAGGAAUGACUUUAGCAAUUGUACGUUAUGUUAGACAUUUGGAUACUACAAUUUACACAAUUCGUAUAAAAACAAAACUUUGUCAACUUGUAGAAGCAAUGAUGAAACGAAGAGAUGAUUUAGCAUUUAGACAAGAAAUGAAAUUUAGAAAUAAAUUGGUUGAAUAUUUGACUGAUUGGAUUAUGGAUACAAGACAUCAAAUUACUCCUCAGCAAAAAAAUGAAGAUUUGACAACAAUUACUAGAGAUUUAGAGCAAGCAUGUAUGGAGGCUAUUGGUUCACUUUUACGUGGUCUUCCUCUUCAACCUGAAGAAUCAGAUCGAGGUGAUCUUAUGGAAGCCAAAUCUCAAUUAUUUCUUAAAUAUUUCAGUUUAUUUAUGAAUUUUUUAAAUGAUUGCAAUGAUGCUGCAUGUGAAGAAAAAAAAGUUGUUUCGACAUCUCAAUUGACUAGUGGAAAAUUAUCAAGCCUUAGAAAUGCAACGAUUCAAGCAAUGAGUAAUCUAUUGAGUGCAAAUAUUGAUAGUGGACUAAUGCAUUCUAUUGAUUUAGGAUAUAAUAAAGAUUUACAAACUAGAGCGGCUUUUAUGGAAGUAUUAACUAAAAUACUUCAACAAGGUACAGAGUUUGAUACAUUAGCCGAAACAGUUUUAGCUGAUAGAUUUGAGCAAUUAGUUCAGCUUGUAACAAUGAUUAGUGAUAAAGGAGAAUUACCUAUAGCUAUGGCGCUUGCUAAUGUAAUAACUUCAAAUCAAAUGGAUGAAUUAGCCAGAGUUUUUGUAACAUUAUUUGAUGCUAAACACUUACUUUCCCCUCUAUUAUGGAAUAUGUUUUACCGAGAAGUAGAAGUUACGGAUUGUAUGCAAACACUUUUUCGUGGUAACAGCCUUGGGAGUAAAAUAAUGGCUUUUUGUUUUAAAAUAUAUGGUGCUAGUUAUCUUCAAAAUCUUUUAGAACCUCUCAUUACACCCUUAUUAGAUGAUCCAUCAACAAGUUUUGAAGUAGAUAGUGCAAGAAUUAUUGAUUCUAAUGAAAAUAUUAUUCAAAAUGGUAGAAAUUUAAUUGUUUUAACAACUAAAGUAUUUGAUGCAAUUGUGUCGUCGGCAGAUAAAUUUCCGCCACAAUUGAGAUCCAUGUGUCAUUGUUUGUAUCAAGUUUUAAGUAAAAGAUUUCCUCAAUCUCCACAGGUUAAUAUUGGUGCAGUUGGAACAGUAAUUUUUUUGAGAUUUAUUAAUCCAGCAAUUGUUUCGCCUCAAGAAAUGGGAAUUGUCAAUAAACCAGUGCCUCCUCAUAUAAAAAGAGGAUUGAUGUUAAUGUCUAAAAUUUUACAAAAUAUUGCUAAUCAUGUUGAGUUUAGUAAAGAACAGCAUAUGCUUCCCUUUAAUGAUUUUUUACGGACACGAUUUGAAAUUGGCCGGCGUUUUUUUAUUCAAAUUGCCAGUGAUUGUGAAACAGUUGAUCAAACAAAUCCACCAAUGUCAUUUGUGUCUGAUGCUAAUGUUUUAGCCCUUCAUCGACUUCUUUGGAAUCAUCAGGAAAAAAUAGGUGAUUAUUUAAGCAGUAGUAGGGAUCAUAAAGCUGUUGGACGACGGCCUUUUGAUAAAAUGGCAACACUAUUGGCUUAUCUUGGUCCACCAGAGCACAAACCUGUUGAUUCACAUUUAUUAUUUUCGUAUGCAAGAUGGUCAAGUAUUGAUAUGUCAUCAACAAAUUUUGAAGAAAUAAUGGUAAAACAUAAUAUGCAUGAAAAAGAAGAAUUUAAAAGUAUUAAAAGUUUAAAUAUUUUUUAUCAAGCUGGAACUAGUAAACAGGGAAAUCCAGUAUUUUAUUAUAUUGCUAGACGAUAUAAAAUUGGUGAAACUAAUGGUGAUUUAUUGAUUUAUCAUGUUAUUUUGACAUUGAAACCAUUCUAUCACGCUCCAUUUGAAUUAGUAGUAGAUUUUACACAUACAUGUUCUGACAAUCGAUUUCGAACAGAAUUUUUACAAAAAUGGUUUUAUGUAUUACCUGAAAUAGCCUAUAAUAAUAUUCAUGCAGCUUAUAUAUAUAAUUGUAAUAAUUGGGUAAGAGAAUAUACAAAAUAUCAUGAUAGAAUUUUAGCACCAUUAAAAGGAAAUAGAAAAGUUGUAUUUAUUGAUUCGCCUACAAGGCUCAAUGAUUUAAUUGAACCAGAACAACAAAAAUUACCAGGAACUACUUUGACUCUUGAUGAAGAUUUAAAAGUUUUCACCAAUGCUGUCAAGCUUUCUCAUAAAGACACCAAAGUAUCUAUAAAAGUAGGACCAUCAGCAAUUCAAAUAACUUCAGCUGAUAAAUGCAAAGUUUUAUCUCAUUCUGUGUUAUUAAAUGACGUUUAUUAUGCAUCAGAAAUUGAAGAAGUUUGUCUAGUUGUUGAUGAUAAUCAAUUUACGUUAACUAUAUCAAAUGAAGCAGGACCAUUGUCUUUUCUUCACAAUGACUGUGACAGUAUAGUUCAAGCAAUAAUGCAUAUACGUAAUCGAUGGUUGUUGUCACAGCCUGAUUCUAUGUCUGUUCAUCCAAAGAUACGGCCUAAAGAUGUACCAGGAACACUCUUAAAUAUGGCUUUACUUAAUCUUGGAAGUUCUGAUCCAAAUUUAAGAACUGCUGCUUACAAUCAAUUGUGUGCACUUACUGCUACAUUUGAUUUAAAAAUUGAAGGUCAAUUACUUGAAACAUCAGGAUUGUGUAUUCCAUCAAACAAUACAAUCUUUAUAAAACACUUGAGUGAAACUUUAGCAGCCAAUGAUCCACAUUUAACUUUAGAAUUUCUUGAAGAAUGCAUGCAAGGAUUUAAAGUAUCAACAAUUGAGUUAAAACAUCUUUGUUUAGAAUACAUGACUCCUUGGUUAAAGAAUCUUGUGCGAUUUUAUAAACCUAAUGAUGAAGGUAAAAGACAGAGACAAGUAACUCAAAUAUUAGAAAAAUUAAUUACUUUAACAAUUGAAGAAGUAGAAAUGUAUCCAAGUAUUCAAGCAAAAAUUUGGAGUACAAUUGGAAGACUUCCUGAAUUAAUUGAUACUGUUUUGGAUCAUUUUAUUAAAAAAAGUGUUGGUUCUGGAAUUGGAUCACAAAUGGUUGAAAUUAUGGCUGAUACAGCAGUAGCUCUUGCUUCUGGUAAUGUCCAGUUAGUGGCAAAAAAAGUUAUUGGACGACUUUGUCGAGUUGUCGAUAAAACUUGUAAUUCUCCAACUCCAUUGUUAGAACAGCACAUGUUGUGGGAUGAUAUAGCAAUAUUAGCGAGGUACUUACUUAUGCUUUCUUUCAACAAUUGUUUAGAUGUUGGAAAACACUUACCUUAUCUCUUUCAUACUGUUACUUUCCUUGUAUGCUCAGGGAGUUUAAGUAUGAGAGCUUCAACUCAUGGCUUAGUUAUCAAUAUAAUUCAUUCUUUGUGUACAUGUAGUUCUCCAUCAUUUUCCGAAGAUACACAUCGGGUAUUACGUAUGAGCCUUGAUGAAUUUUCUUUACCAAAAUUUUAUCUACUCUUUGGUAUCAGUAAAGUUAAGUCAGCAGCAGUUACGGCAUUUAGAUCCAGUUAUAGACUUUCUAACGAUAAAUGGUUCACAAAUGAACGAACAACUUGUAGUAUUCAAGACAGAGAAAAAUUAUCAUUAACUAGUCUUGAAGUAAUAACAGAUGCACUUUUAGAAAUAAUGGAAGCCUGUAUGAGAGAUAUUCCAGGAUGUGAUUGGUUAAAGACAUGGACAUUUUUAGCUCGAAAUUUGGCAUUCUGUUUCAAUCCUGCUCUUCAACCACGAGCAUUAAUUGUUUUUGGUUGUAUCAGUAAAAGUAUCACAGAUCAUGAUAUAAAACAACUAUUAAAAAUAUUAGUUAAAGCUAUAGAAAGUUUUAAUGAUAUUAUGUUAUUAGAAGCAAUUGUAAUAUGUUUAACGAGACUUCAGCCUCUUUUACGACCAGAAUCUCCAAUUCAUCGGUAUCUUUUUUGGAUUGCAACAUCUAUACUUCAAUUGGAUGAAGCACCUCUCUAUGCUUCAGGUCUUGCUUUAUUAGAACAAAAUCUUCAUACAUUAGAUUCUCAAGGAACUUUUGAUGAUACAACAUUAGAAAAAGUUAUGAUGACAGCAAGAGAACCUUUAGAAUGGCAUUUUAAAUUAUUAGAUCAUGCUGUUGGUUUAUCUUUUAAAUCGAAUUUUCAUUUUGCCCUUGUAGGACAUUUAUUAAAAGGUUAUCGUCAUCCUACACCCACAACGGUAUCACGAACAAGCCGAGUACUUACAAUGCUAUUAACUAUCGUUGCUAAACCUUUUAGAAGAGAUAAAUUUGAAGUAACUCCUGAAAGUGUUGCUUAUCUUGCAGCUUUAGUUUCUAUAUCUGAAGAAGUAAGAAGUCGAUGUCAUGUAAGGCAUUCUAUCACCAAAAAUAUUAUAGAAUCUGGUAGUACAGAUUUUUUAGAUGUCAUUGUUUCUAAUGGACCAGAUUCAUCAUCUAAUACAAUUAAUCUAUCAAACCGUAAACAAAAAUCAUGGGAUUUACUUGAUCAAACUGCAAUUAAUCAAGCAAAACAACAAAAGCAUCCAUCAACGCAUCAAUCUGGUAAAAUUUUAUUUAAAACUCAACGAUCUUUUUCUGUACCAACCACGAAAGAAGCUAAAUCGGUUGAAGAAUCAGAUACGAAAAAUAGAAGUACAAGAGUAAGUGUCAGCAAUGAAAAUAAUGUACUUUUAGAUCCUGAAGUAUUAACUGAUCUUUCAACGCAAACUCUUGUACUUACGGUCCUUGCAACCUUGGUUAAAUAUACAACAGAUGAAGAUGAAACAAGAACAUUAUAUGAAUACUUGGCAGAAGCGUCAGUAGUAUUUCCAAAAGUUUUUCCAGUUAUAAAUAAUCUUCUUGAUGCCAAAAUUUUAAAUGUUUUAAGUUAUUGUCAUGAUCAAGUAGUAGUUGGGGCAGUUCAAGCAAUAAUACAAAAUAUGAUUGCUUGUGAUGAUACAGGCCAACAGUUACAUUAUUUACAAAGUUGCGGAUUCGGAGGACUCUGGAGAUUUGCUGGUCCAUUUAGUAAAUGUAAUCGAACUGCUGAAAGUGCUGAGUUGUUUGUAAAAUGUCUACAAGCUAUGAUUGAAACUUGUUUACCUGAUGACGAAAAUGAAGUUAGUGGAAGUAAUCAAGAAGUUGAUAGUAAACGAACUGAUGGGAAAAAUUUAUCAAAAGCACGAUUCUUUUCAAAUGAUGGUAAUAUUGGAAAAGAUACAACUCCUUCACUUGUUAGUUCCAAAGAAUCUAGUAUUGAUAGUAAAGGUGAGUCAUCAAUUACAGUUACAUCAAGUAGCAGCAGUAACUCUCAAUCCUAGCGACUAAUGAUAGAAUCUAUUAAUUGUCAUCAUAGAUCUGAAAAGGUGCAGGACACUUGUAAAAAAUUACGAAUAAUUAGAUGACAUGAUCAGAUAGAGAUGAAUAGUUGUGGGCUAAAAAUAAUUAGUUCUCUUUGUAAAUACCAUAAGUAAUUUUAUAGGUAAUUAUUAAAUCAUAUUAUUGUAUUGUCGUUUGUUCAUCGUACAGAUAUUUUUUAAAUUCUUGGGGACCUGCUAUUCUCAUUAGACGUCCUGAAAAUUAUAUUAAUCGUUAUGUAUUAGUACCGUCCACCUAACCCAUUUAACUUGAAAAACGUUAUUUAACACUUAACUCAAUGUUAAAGCACAAAUAGUCGUAUAAUCUCAAUCGUUUUAUUAAUCAUAUAAUAAUAUGAUAUAUUUUUAUUCGAUAAAUUAUGAAAAGGUAUUUUUUACUGUUAUAUUCGAUUUAAAUUAAUGUUGAUAUAAAAUUUUUCAAUAUUCAUUUAUAUAAAUAACAAUUAACUGUCUUGCUUUUUGUAAUUGUUAAAUGUAACCAAAGUUUCAAGUUUUAUGAAGGGGAAAAGAAAAAAAUUUUCUUUUUGGUAAUUUAUAUUACUCGUUAUAAAUCUGAAAAGAUUAUAUGUAGAUAAUAUACGUGUGAUCAUUAUUAAUUUAAUAUCAAUAUAAAUUUAUAAAGAAAAAUAAGAAAGAAAAAUAAAAAAAUUAGUAUGGCCUAUAAAUUUGUGUGUACGAAUAUAAAUGUUUGUUCAUUGAUAUGGUGUAUUUAUUACAAAAUUCAUAAAUUAAUUUAUUGAUUGAAUAAUGGAGUAUAUUUCUAACAAUUAAAAAUAUACAUAAAUAUUAUGUUGUAUCUUCUAUGUUAUAC
This is a messenger RNA of Chelonus insularis, 9403 nucleotides long. It is a transcript of the gene Nf1, whose product is annotated as neurofibromin 1. The transcript has 7 exons. Bases 274 to 8535 code for a protein of 2753 amino acids. Gene Ontology annotation, biological process: regulation of GTPase activity. NCBI's taxonomy places the organism in Eukaryota, Metazoa, Arthropoda, Insecta, Hymenoptera, Braconidae. The record is from RefSeq and is a predicted model, not a curated record.